AUGCUUGAUGGAACUUUAUGGAUAGAAUACAAUAGUACAUGUAGUGGAAAUAUAAGUACUACUGGUAUUAUAAAACUGGAAUAUUCUUUACCAAUAUUAAUACUUAGCAUAAUUGCUUUAAUAUUAAAUGGAUUAUGUAUUUCAAUAUUUUCAAGACAACACAGAAAAUCAGUUAUGAGAACAAGUUUACUUGUUUUGUCAGCUACUGAAGUACUGUUUCAUUUUUUUGUUUGUAUAGAAUAUACUACACAACUUAUAUGUUCAUCAAAUCCCCGAAUGAUAAGUCCUACAGAAUUUAUAUUAUUUGCUCUUAUUAAUUGGGGUUCUGAUUGUUCUUUAUGCACACGUAAUUGGUGUAAUGUAUUAAUUACUUCAGCUCGUACAGAGGUAGUUGUUUAUCCAAUGCGUAAACGACGUAUACUUUCACAUUCUUCAAUAAAAUUUAUUUAUGGAUUUUUAUGGAUUCUAUCUGGAUUUCUUGCUAUUGUACGUGCAUUUUAUGAUUAUGCAAUUGUCUGUAAUUCAUCAAAUAAUCAAAUGAAUGAUUUAAUUAUACAAUCAAGUGAAACAUCACUAUUAAAUACAAAUAAAUUAGAUUUAUCCAAUGAUUUUAAUCAAAAAACAAAUCCUGUAACAUAUAUUGAUGCUUUAUUAGCUCAAUAUAUCAUUAUUAAUUAUGAAGCAUAUUGUUUUUUCAUAUUUCAAGUUAUUGCACCAACAUUAAUUGUUUUAAUCAUGUCAUUUAUUAUAUCAUUUUAUGUUUCACCAUGGCGUGAUACUAAAAUUAUUGAAGUAACCAAUGUACUUAUUGUACAACAUUAUACUAAUUUAAAAAUUGAAUUUCAAUUAGCUAAAUUAGUUGCUGAUCUAUUAUUAACAUUUGAUUCUAUUAUUAAUAUAAUGAUUUAUGCAAUCGGUUUACCAAGUUUUCGUGAUUAUUUAAAUCGAAUGUUUAUUUGUUUAUGUCCUUGGAAUAAUAUUAUUAAUAAUAAUAUUGGUAACAAUAAUAAUAAUAACAAUAGUAAUCGUAUUCUGUUAAAUUCAGUUGCUAUGCCUCAAUCAGAAUUUCAUCCAAUCUCAUAUCAUAAUAAUAAUUCAAAAAUUACACAAUUAAAAGCAACACAUUCAUUUAAUUGGAAUAAUUAUCGUCAUGGUAUUUAUGGUUCACAUAGAGAUAAUUCUUUUCAACAUAAAGAUAAUAAAUCACAUUGUCAUUAUCAUUCAUUACAUGAUAAGAAACAAUGUCAAUAUACCAAUAAUAAUAAUAAUACUAUAGAUUCUAUUGAAAAUUCACAAUGUAAAAAUACAAAUGAAGAUUCAUUGAGUAUUAGAGAAAGAGAAAUAUGUGAUGAUAUGUGA
Molecule: messenger RNA, 1359 nt
Organism: Schistosoma mattheei
Lineage: Eukaryota; Metazoa; Platyhelminthes; Trematoda; Strigeidida; Schistosomatidae
Source: the annotation of a GenBank genome assembly